AAUUGUUGUGAUAAACUUAUUAAAUAGUUAAGAUGUCAACUGAGCCAUUGAAUGUCUGUGUAACCGGUGCGGCCGGCCAGAUCGCGUACUCUUUGAUUUAUAUAGUCGCAAAAGGAGAGGUUUUCGGAAAAGAUCAGCCAAUCAAUCUUAUACUACUUGAUAUACAACCGAUGAUGGGUGUUCUCGAGGGUGUCGUGAUGGAAAUUCAAGACUGCGCGUUUCCCUUGGUGAAAGAUGUCGUGGCAACUGCUGAUCCUAUGGUCGGGUUCAAAGAUUGUGAUUCAGUUUUCAUGCUGGGAGCGAUGCCUCGAAGGGAAGGUAUGGAGAGGAAAGAUCUCUUAAAGGCAAACUGCAAGAUUUUUGAGGCCCAGGGAGCUGCCCUGGAUAAAGUUGCCAAGAAAACUGUCAAGGUUCUAGUAGUGGGCAACCCUGCCAACACCAACGCCCUGAUCUGCUCCACUUAUGCGCCCUCCAUCCCUAAGGAGAACAUCACAGCAAUGACACGGCUGGACCAAAACCGAGCGACAGGCCAGGUAGCGGCUAAAAUUGGCGUGACAUGUGACUCUGUCAAAAACAUGAUCAUCUGGGGCAACCACUCGGGAACCCAGUUCCCUGACGCCGCGCACGCCACGGCAACAGUCAACGGGGAGUCGAUGUCUGUCUACAAGGCAGUCAAUGACGACAACUACCUCAAAACUGACUUCGUAUCUACAAUUCAGCAGAGAGGAGCUGCGGUCAUUAAGGCUCGUAAGCUGAGCAGCGCCAUGUCGGCAGCUAAGGCGGCCUGUGAUCACAUGAGGGACUGGUGGAUGGGAACCCCUGAGGGCGAGUAUGUGUCCAUGGCCGUCUACUCUGCUAAGAACAGUUAUGGCAUUGAUGAGAACCUCAUGUUCAGUUUCCCAUGCACCGUCAAGGACAAGACUUGGACCAUUGUCAGCGGGCUGACGAACGACUUCACAGCUGAGAAGCUGAAGAUCACGGAAGAUGAGUUGAAAGGGGAACGUGAGAUGGCACUUGGAGCCAGUGUUUGACUUCGCGCUCAUCCCGACCCCAUAACUAGUUCUAACCCUACACCGAACAAAACUAUUAGCCGGCUGUGAAGGUUGUUACCAUUUUCAGUUCCUUCCAACAGUCAUCAAUUAAAUGCCUUGCGACUUCUAUUGAUUUGCAAAUUGAAUAAAACUCUAUAUACUUGGGUAACAUGGGUUUGAAAGAAUUUCCUGCACUUUAUAACCAAUGAUGAUGUUUGUACGGGUCUAGUACAUAGUUGUGCUGAUAUGUAUUGAAAUUUCAUUACACUGAUAAACUGAACUUAAAUUGUACAAAAAACUUAAUUUAAAUGCCUUUGAAAAUGCAUUUGAGUUGAAUUUACAUAUUGUAUUGA
Molecule: messenger RNA, 1384 nt
Organism: Symsagittifera roscoffensis
Lineage: Eukaryota; Metazoa; Xenacoelomorpha; Acoela; Convolutidae
Product: malate dehydrogenase, cytoplasmic-like
Exons: 7
Coding region: 33-1031 (332 amino acids)
Biological process (GO): malate metabolic process; tricarboxylic acid cycle; oxaloacetate metabolic process
Cellular component (GO): cytosol; mitochondrion
Molecular function (GO): L-malate dehydrogenase (NAD+) activity
Source: RefSeq, a predicted model, not a curated record